This is a messenger RNA of Striga hermonthica, 894 nucleotides long. Lineage: Eukaryota; Viridiplantae; Streptophyta; Magnoliopsida; Lamiales; Orobanchaceae. The record is from the annotation of a GenBank genome assembly.
AUGGAGAACUCCGACGUGUUCGGCUCUUCCACGGCGCCGCUGACGUGGCACGACUUCCUCGAGCGGAUGCGCCACCCUUCCGCGGCCGACUUUGUCAAAGCCAUCAAAAGUUUUAUAGUGUCCUUUCUGAACAAUGCGCCGGAUGCCGAGAAGGACAGUGCAGCCGUGCAGGAAUUCCUGGGAAAUAUGGAAACGGCUUUCAGGGCCCACUCCCUUUGGGCUGGAUCUACAGAGGAGGAGUUGGAGAGUGCAGGUGAAGGACUGGAGAAAUAUGUUAUGACAAAAUUGUUUACUCGUGUAUUUGCUUCAAUUCCUGAAGAUGUCAAAGCGGAUGAGCAGCUUCAUGAAAAAAUGGCUUUGAUUCAGCAAUUUAUUAAGCCUGAGAAUUUGGAUAUCAAGCCAACAUAUCAAAAUGAAGCAUCAUGGUUGUUUGCUCAAAAGGAGCUUCAGAAGAUUAACAUGUACAAGGCGCCAAGAGACAAGCUAGUCUGCAUCCUAAAUUGUUGCAAAGUCAUCAAUAACCUGUUGCUAAAUGCAUCCAUUGCUUCCAAUGAAGAUCAUCCAGGAGCGGAUGAAUUUCUCCCUGUCCUAAUUUAUGUCACCAUAAAGGCAAAUCCUCCUCAGCUGCACUCAAAUCUGUCAUAUAUCCAACGAUUUAGACGACAAACUCGCCUGGUAGCCGAGUCAGCCUACUUCUUCACGAAUAUGCUCUCGGUGGAGUCUUUCAUUACCAAUAUAGAUGCAAAAGCCCUCUCGAUGGACGACGAGGAAUUUGAAAAGAACAUGGAAUCCGCAAAAGCCCUUCUUGUCGGCCUCUCUGAGAACUCAGACUACGAUGAAGGAACUGCUCAAACCCCGGAGGUAGAAGAAGGUGGUGGAAAGACUCAAUUGUGA